Messenger RNA from Daucus carota subsp. sativus, 1000 nucleotides. RefSeq lists its product as uncharacterized. The transcript has 2 exons. NCBI's taxonomy places the organism in Eukaryota, Viridiplantae, Streptophyta, Magnoliopsida, Apiales, Apiaceae. The record is from RefSeq and is a predicted model, not a curated record. The coding region runs from base 113 to 793 and encodes 226 amino acids.
AAUCCUGUGUAAUAAUAGUACAAUACCAUGAAGUACUACCAAUAAAAAAUCAGCCCUGCAUUUCUUAUCCUCCCACCAGCUCAAAUAUUAUUAAACCCAAAUAAGAACCUAAAUGAUUCUCAUGGCACCCACCAGCCUCUGUUUCCUCAUUUUAUUAACCACAUCUCUAGUCUCAUCAUCAAGCCUCACCGAUCCAACUCCUAAGCCAUGGCCACUACAAUUCCACUCAACCAUGAUUGCAAAAAUCGAAAACGGCACUCAACUCGAAAUCCUCAAUUUAUGGUACGACUGGCCUAAUGGAAUCAGCAUGAGCAUUGUGCAGAAACAACUAGGAAAGCUUCUUUAUGGUCCGGAAUGGAAUAACGGCACUUCUUUUUUCUAUGCUUUGGACUCAAGUGAAGAGUGUAGAGUCACGCAGUUCGACGUGGGGAUUGUGAGACCCAACUGGAUUGAGGGUGCCAAGUACGUUGGACAAGAGUACAUGGAUGGGUUCUUGUGUAAUGUGUGGAACAAAGUGGACUUUAUUAUUUACUAUGAAGAUGUCGUGUCGAAAAGACCCGUGGCUUGGUUUUUCGUCGAAGGAGGAGGAAGUGAACAUAUAAUGACAUUCGAAGUGGGAAAAGUACUUGAUCAAAGCUAUUGGCAAGCUCCUGUAUACUGUUUCGAUGAUGCUGCUGAACAGAAGAAGAAUGCAAAUAUGGAUAUACUCAAUUCUGGUGCUGCAGUUGAAACUGGAGCUUAUGAGAGUUUUAUGCGAUCAUCACUUGGGAUGAAACUCAAGGCUGCACUUUGAAUAUUUUUACUUCCUCGGUGCAUGCCAAUGUACUACUAGUAUUGUAUAUGUGUGAUAAAUAGCCAUAAGGUAGUAAGGAAAAUCCUCUAGGAUAUAGGAUUACAAGUUCUACUGUUAUCAGCCUUGUACUAAUAAGAAAAUACUCGUGCUUGCAGUUGGCACUUGAAUAAGAAAAAUAGUGAAUAUAAUGAAAGGUUUAAGAUUGUC